Aedes albopictus (Asian tiger mosquito) is the source of this 1650-nucleotide messenger RNA. RefSeq lists its product as uncharacterized. Gene Ontology annotation, biological process: DNA integration. Gene Ontology annotation, molecular function: nucleic acid binding. The coding region runs from base 1 to 1650 and encodes 549 amino acids. The transcript has a single exon. The record is from RefSeq and is a predicted model, not a curated record. Lineage: Eukaryota; Metazoa; Arthropoda; Insecta; Diptera; Culicidae.
AUGACCGUCGAAAAAUUCCUGUCCAGCAACUUGUGGCACCAUGGACCAGCCUGGCUAACAGCACCUGAAACGGAGUGGCCAAUUAGUACCCAGCAGCAGAAAACACCCGAAGAAAUCCUGGAGCGACGAAGAAUGGUGGCGGCUGUCCAAAAUAAGCCCGAAGUGAAUGGCAUGUUUGACACAUCGCUGUGCUAUAAUCGUUUGACACGAGUGACAGCAUACUGUCUGCGCUUCAUCCAAGCUUGUCGUAGUGGUCGUCAUCGAACUACAUCGUCACCGUGUCCCGAGUUGAAUGUGAUAACAAAUGCAAUCACCGUUGAGGAAAUGUCAGCAGCCCGGAUGAAACUAAUCAAGCUAGCCCAAGCAGACGUCUUUGCAGAGGAGAUAAGGUACUUGGGGAAGGGAAAAGCGGUUUCCAAGCAUUCGAGCCUACGUCUUCUGAGCCCUUUCAUCGACGAUUCGGGAAUACUGAGAGUUGGGGGUAGAUUGCGUUUGUCAGAUCAGCCUUAUAUAACCAAACAUCCCAUCCUCCUUCCCAAUUCCCAUCCAUUAACACGGUCAAUCGCCAUGCACUACCAUCUGAGGCUACUCCACGGUGGCGGCCGUGUGACCCUAGCGGCCAUUCGCCAAGAAUUUUGGCCGAUACAAGGAAGGCGAUUGGUCAACCACAUCGUACGGAAUUGCUUCCGUUGCUCUAGAGCCUCACCCGUUCCCGCCAAACAACAAACUGGACAACUGCCGCUGCAGAGAAUUACCCCGAGCCGUCCUUUUUCUGUCACUGGAGUAGAUUUUGCCGGUCCGGUCUACAUGAAAGCAAUCCACAAACGCGCCUCACCAACCAAGGCUUACAUCAGCGCCUUCGUUUGCUUCGUCACGAAAGCUGUGCACCUAGAGCUGGUGAGCGACCUCUCCACACCAGCAUUUCUCAACGCGCUACGAAGGUUCAUCGCUCGUCGCGGGUGCCCCACACAUAUACACUCCGACAACGGAAAGAAUUUCGAGGGAGCCUGCAACGCACUACACGAAUUGUACCAAAUGCUACAGCGAGAGAAGGCAUCCGGAUUCAUUGCCACACACUGCUCAAGCCAGGGAAUCCAGUGGCAUAUGACUCCACCGAAGGCCCCACAUUUUGGCGGACUGUGGGAAGCUGCCGUCAAGGUGGCCAAGAAGCAUAUGUACCGUCAGCUAGGAAAUGCGAAGCUGUCUUUCGAAGAUAUGUCGACGGUAUUGGUGCAGAUAGAAGGCGCCAUGAAUUCUCGUUCCUUGACACCACUCACGGAGGACCCCAAUGAUUUAGCCGUUCUGACACCAGCCCACUUUCUCAUCGGAACUACACAGUCUGCUCUCCCCGAUGCCGAAGUAUGCCAGGUUCCGAUCAACCGCCUCGACCACUAUCCAGCUCUGCAACACCGAGUUCAACAGUUUUGGCAUCAGUGGCAGACCGAAUAUUUGCAGGAACUUCAAAAAGAAAACAAAAUCAACGCUCCCAAUACAGCAAUCCAGCCCGGCCGGAUGGUUGUCGUUGUUGAUGAGUUCCUAGCUCCCGUCAAGUGGCCUCUAGCGAGAAUUAUCAACACCAUCGAAGGACCAGACGGACUCAUCCGAGUCGUCGACCGAUCACGAAGAUUUGUUUGCUGCCGUUUGAAGUAG